GAAACCUUUUUUUUUGGCUGUCACUCAUUGAAUUGCAAUAGUUGUAACAGUUGCCUGCAAUAGCAGAAUGAGUUCCCAACGCGGUAACGUCAACCGCACACGUGCACAGAAACACAAAAAUCGUUUUGUAUUCAAGAAUGAUCUGCACGACAAGACGCCGCAACAGAUGCGCCUCAACGCCAUGCAUGUCUCGACGGUCUGCCAACGCUGCAAGGAGGUGAUCGAGUGGAAGAUCAAAUACAAGAAGUACAAGCCGCUCACCCAGGCGAAGACCUGCAGCCAUUGUAAGGAGAGGACGGUGAAGAAGGCCUACCAUGUCAUCUGUCGGGAGUGCGCCAUCAAGGCGCACGCCUGCGCCAAGUGCCUGAAGACCGCCGACGAGGUGGCCAUAGAGGCGCCCGAGCCAACGCCACAGGAAGAGCAACAGUUGCAGGUGGAAAUGGACCGUUUGGUCAAAUCAUUCUCAGAGCGCAAACGUCGCGCCUUCGUGCGCUACAUGGCCAAGGGCAAAAAGCAAGAGCCCACUGAGAAGGACGAGGAGACGCAGGAGAUCGAGGAAAAGGCGAAACGUGUGGCCCACACUCGCGCCGAGCUGCUGGACAAAAUUAAGCAACUGAACCUAGCCGAAGAGGGCGAUGAGGAUGAUUACGACGAUGAUGAUGACGAUGACGAUGACGAGGACGGUGAAGAUGAAUCAGAGGUUGAUUCUAACGAAGAAGACAGCGAGGAAGAGAAACCUGUUAAAGCGAAAUAAAGUUUAUAUUUUUUUUUAAUCAAACUUA
Drosophila persimilis is the source of this 782-nucleotide messenger RNA. RefSeq lists its product as uncharacterized. The transcript is spliced from 2 exons. The coding region runs from base 68 to 754 and encodes 228 amino acids. NCBI's taxonomy places the organism in Eukaryota, Metazoa, Arthropoda, Insecta, Diptera, Drosophilidae. The record is from RefSeq and is a predicted model, not a curated record.